AUGAUAAAAGGGAUAUUUUUUAACAGUAAAAAUAUUUUUUAAAGUAAUUCAAAACUUUUUUAAGUAGUAUGCACUUAUUAGUAUAGGAAAAAAACUAUUCCUGUUCCUUACCCUUUCUAAGAAAGGUUUGAUGUAUUGGAUGGAUAAUACUUAGUCCCUAAGCCUCCUCUCAAGCCCUUAAGUGCUUAUAAUGUUUUCACAUUAAUGUAUAUGAGGAUUAUUAGAGAAAAUUAUCCAAAUGAACCUACAUCAGUUAUAUUAAAAAAACUUAGCAGUUUAUGGAAUGAUGAUGAGUUUAUGAUAGACCAUAAACUAGAAGUGCUAAAUUUGAUUAAAUAUUAAAAUUAUUAGUAUUACAAUGAAAUGCUUUAUUAUAAAAAGAUUUAUGCUAAACCUAAAUUGCCGCUUUCUUCUUUUCAGAUCUAUUUAAAAGAAAGAUAUAUUUAAGUUAAAGAAGAAUUAUAAACUUCAGAUAUUGCCACUAUCACGUAGCAUGUUACUUAUGAGUGGAGCUAAUUGACUGAAGAGUAAAAAUAAGAAUAUUAACAAAAAUAUAAAGAUAAUAUUGUAUAUUUUAAAACUGCUAUCUCAGAAUAUGAUAACACCUUUAGAAUUCCUAUGAAGCAAUAUAAAAAUAUAUAUAAUUUAUUUGUAAUAGAAUAAUAUUAAGGUAAAAAAAUAAAGUUCAAAAGCUUAGAAGAGCACUAAAAGUUUACUAAACAAUUGCAAGUUAUGUUUAAUUAGCUAACACCUUAAGAAAAGCAAUUUUAUGAAUAAAAAAAAAUACAAUUAGAUGAACAAAUAAACUAAGAAGCAGAAAAAUUCAAGAAAUAUUUUGAUCUAUCAGAAUAGGAUUACUAAGAUAUAUAAAAAUUAGUAAAAUCUUAAUCAAAAAUCAAAGAUAUAAACGAAGAUCCUCAAAUAGCCUUCAUGUGA
Molecule: messenger RNA, 936 nt
Organism: Tetrahymena thermophila SB210
Lineage: Eukaryota; Ciliophora; Oligohymenophorea; Hymenostomatida; Tetrahymenidae
Product: high mobility group (HMG)-box protein
Exons: 1
Source: RefSeq, a predicted model, not a curated record